This is a messenger RNA of Paramisgurnus dabryanus, 2039 nucleotides long. The record is from RefSeq and is a predicted model, not a curated record. Lineage: Eukaryota; Metazoa; Chordata; Actinopteri; Cypriniformes; Cobitidae.
UGGUGCGAGCCCAGACUGCCGCGAGCGAGUGUUUCAUUCAUAUGUAAAUGAACUACUAUAAAACCAUGACUUAAACCCUUCACAGAUGAACUGCUAGUCCCAUUCGGUCCCGGCAGACGCCAGACACAAUAAAGGAGACAAAAUACAGCAUCUUCACUCUGUAUUCCGCCAACAUCACUGAUGGAUCCCGUGGUCCGACUAGGCAAAAACAGCUUCGGGGAGGAAGAGGAUGGAUUUUAUGCUAUCAAGGGUGAUAGAAAGACGCGAAAACCUUUAGUGGAGAAGAAGAGACGAGCCCGCAUCAAUGAAAGCCUGCAUGAGCUCAGGACACUACUGGAAGAUAACGAUCUGCAGACUAAAAUGGAGAACGCAGAGGUACUUGAAUUGACAGUGAAACGAGUUGAAAACAUCUUACAGAACCGUUCACAUGAAGCUGAAACUAUGAAUCAUGAGGCCAGUGAGAGAUUUGCUGCAGGUUAUAUCCAGUGCAUGCAUGAGGUGCACACCUUUGUGUCCACAUGUCCCGGGGUUGAUGCCACCGUGGCUGCAGAGCUGCUCAAUCACCUGCUGGAGUGCAUGCCAUUAAAUGAAAAUCAUGUUCAGGAAAUGAUCAUGGAUCUCUUAUCAGAGUCCCCUAACUCUAGUGGAUCAUGGGCAGCUGGAGAGGCCCUGAGCCCAGGAGGCUGCAGUGUGUCUUCAGUAUUGUCCCCAAACCCUUCCAGUGAGGAUCUUUGCUCCGACUCGGAAGAGACGGAAAUCGAAGGGAGCCCAGCAUCAGCUGAGGAGAGCCUGAACUCCUCCAUUACACAUGGCAAGUUUAUGUGGAGGCCAUGGUAGGAACACUUGGCAAAGGACCCUCUUCAAUAUCGUCAAUAUUUUUUAUAUUUCACUUAUUUCUGUGUGGAAACAUUGAGGAAUUCUAUUGAAAUUUCACGAGAAAAUGUUAAGAGCUUCAGGAUUUUACAGCCACAUGCUGAUAUGGUGGGAUAUAGCAUUAUACAAUGGAUCUAUACAGAAUACAUGCGUACGAUGACAUUUACCUUGGAUAACUACAUAUUUAUACCUGACUGUUCAAGCAUGUUUUCAAGAAGUGGUAUGUCCUAAAGCUCUUUAAGAAAUCUAGUUAUUUUAGAAAUCUGGUUCUGGAUUGAUUUGCCUUUCAAAGUCAACUGCAAUGGCUUUUACCAUUGAGACAAGUAAAAUGUAAAAGAAAUCAUGUUUGUAUUGUUGUAGACCUAGUUAUGCACUAGAAAGGCGCAGAUAUUGUUAAGCUUAAAAUGGUCUUCACGACCUUUGUGUAGUAUUAAUAUUAAAAUCUGUUUUUGUAUUAUUUAAUGGUUUAUAAAUAAUAAAAAAUAUUCACUUAGUGUCAGUUCAAGGUUAAUAAAUUAUAUUGAAUAGCCUAUAACAGGAUCCAGCUGAAGUUUUGAUGUAGAUGACUCUUUGUAGAGUAAAAACAUCGCAAAUUGAUGGCUAAGUAAACAAGUUUAUUGGAGUUUUUUUUACUAUAGUUUUAUAUAAUGCCAAUAAUCAAAUAAAAUUCUCCUAUGAAAAACCUGUAUUAUUCUAAAAACCAGGAAACAUUUUGAGGUGUGGCUUAUAGGAAACACCUGUCAUAUUGGUCCUUUAGGUUAUAUGCCUAAACACAGCAAUUUAACCAACCAAUGGGAUGCACAAGGAGGUCUUUGAGAAUACAAAGAGCAGGGUGAGGAAACAGUUAACCGUCUGCCUGCUGAGAGAACAGAUGGUAACGAAACAGAUCCCUCGGGACCAAAAUGUUGGAUGCAGAACCAGCUGGUUUAUUUGUGAGGAAAAAGAUCAAUAUCGCUUUCACCUUCAAAGUCCCCACAAUACAACUACUUAUGAUAAUUUGGGUGCACUGAAUAAGAUCGCUGAUGUAGGAUUAAUCCACAUAACAGCCUAACAAUGUGACUCUAAAGGUAAAAUUCACCCAAAAAAUUAAACAUUCUAUCAUCAUUUACUAACCUACAUGUUGAUGUAAACCUGUACGAGUUUCUUUAUUCCGUUAAACACAAAGA